Pseudopipra pipra is the source of this 853-nucleotide messenger RNA. It is a transcript of the gene SMIM24, whose product is annotated as small integral membrane protein 24. Bases 90 to 551 code for a protein of 153 amino acids. The transcript has 4 exons. The record is from RefSeq and is a predicted model, not a curated record. NCBI's taxonomy places the organism in Eukaryota, Metazoa, Chordata, Aves, Passeriformes, Pipridae.
CCUGGGCACGGGGGCACCACCAUGGUCCCCGAGGUGCCUGAGCCAGGGGAGAGGUGCCACCUCCCACGGGAGACAGGAGUCACGUUACCAUGGCGCUUGGUGACACUUGUCCCCGGGAGGCCAAUAAAGGUGCCCCUUGCCCUCGGCACAGAGACAACGCCCAGGCUGGCGGGGACAGGAGCUCAUCUCGAGGAGCAGGACCCAGCCGUGCCCGAGCCCUCUGCCCGAAAAUGCCGUGGCCCUCGCAGCCCCUCUCGCUCCUGGUCCUGCUCGUCCUCGCCGCCACCGCCCGGGGACAGACCAGCACCGGCCCAAAGGUGCUGCAGCCUUGGCUCCUGGGCCUCACGGUCGUCGUCGUCUUCCUCUUCGUCGUCUUCCUGGUGCUGAUCAUUAACCGGUUCUGGAGUCUCAGGAAGCGCAGGAAGCAGAGCGACUACCCGGAGACCAAGGGGACUGACAGGAUGGAGCGCUUCAGCCACGACAACCCGGCGGCCGAGGACAGCGACGAGGAGAGCGGCGGCAAGAAGGAAUCCAACGCCACGUCCCUCUGAGCCCCCCUGGCCCCCACUGCCCACCCCGGGGCGCCGUCGCCGGGCACCGCGCCCUCACCCCGUCCGCGGGUGCGGCUCCGCGCCGGGUUUCGGAGGCAGCCGCGGCCACGGUGGCACCUCCCGCCCCGCGGCCGCCCCGGCUGCGGCCAAGACCCGGCAUGGAUUCCCCGUCCGCCGGAGCGGAGUGUGGGGGAGGGCGGUGGCCGGGAACCGUAGCGGGACCCCCUGACCCCCCCAGCCCUGGGCUGGCGGUGGGUCCCAGCCCCUUUCCCAGCCGUGCCCAGUAAAGGUCCCCAGCCUGC